Molecule: messenger RNA, 1416 nt
Organism: Ctenopharyngodon idella (grass carp)
Lineage: Eukaryota; Metazoa; Chordata; Actinopteri; Cypriniformes; Xenocyprididae
Exons: 7
Source: RefSeq, a predicted model, not a curated record
UUUCCAGAGAACGCAGCAGUAUGGGGGACAACUAGUCAGUCGUCAACUUACGCAGACGCUGUGCCUGAAUUUGCCAUUGAUGGUUUGCUCACAUCCUGGACCCACACUAACGAAGAGACCAAUCCGUGGUGGAGACUGGAUCUUCUGAAAGUAUACAGAGUGAACAGAGUGAGCAUCACUAAUAGACACAGCAGUGCUGCGAGGAUAAACGGGGCGGUGAUUCGUAUUGGGAACUUCCUUGACAUUUACAGCAACCCCAUAUGUGAUGUGAUUUCGACUCUUGCAGCGAGUGCCACGGUCACUUUCACAUGCGGCGGGAUGGAGGGACGUUAUAUGGUUGUUCAUAUUCCUGGAAAUCUGAAGAUCCUUAGCCUUUGUGAAGUUGGAGUCUACGGGUAUUUGGCAGGAAAUCUGGCAGCAGGUGAAGCAGUUACACAGUCGUCAACAUCUGCGGGCUGGUUUGCUGAAAAGGCCAUUGAUGGUAAUCGAGGUCUGCAGGAGCUGUACACGGGAUGCUCGUCAACCCUUAAUGAGACUAACCCGUGGUGGAGGCUGGAUCUGCGUCAUGUUUACAGAGUUAGUAGAGUGGUCGUCACUAACAGAAAGGACUGCUGUGCAGAGCAAAUAAAUGGAGCGGAGAUUCACAUCGGAAACUCUUUGGAGAACAACGGCAGCAAUAAUCCCAUAUGUGCUGUUAUUCCUGCUAUUACAGCAGGCGAAUCCUACAGCUACUCAUGUAAUGGGAUGGAUGGACGUUAUGUGAAUCUGAUCAUUCCUGGACACAUGAAGACACUCACUCUCUGUGAGGUGGAGGUCUAUGGCGACGGGCCCGUUAUGAAAAGAUCAUUUGUAAAGAUGCAGUUUAACUCCGGAGUUGAUUUGACUGACCCUCCAAUGAAAGAAAACUUUCUGAAACAGUUGGGAUCUGCUCUGGCUGACAGAGGAUUCACAAAUGUGACACUGCGUUGGUCUCAAACCCUUAAACAGGUGAUCCAGAAGGUGAAGGCUCCUAAAAGUCGUUGUGGGAAAGGAAAAUAACACUCUGGAACUCAACAGUCUUUAAAUGCACAUUUGUUAAAGACAAUAAUUCUGAUUCUACAUAUAUUGCCUAAAAUUUCUUUAUAAUUAGUCUAUUAUAUAUGUUUACUAUGGAAAGACUUUUAACGCACUUCUGAUUACUUUCCCUUAGUGUUUAUUCACAUAUUAAGGAACUAUAAACAUCUUGUGUAUUGUCAACAGAGAUAGAUAUGAGUUAGGGUUAGAAAAAUAAAUAAAUGUCAAAUGUACCUUUACACAACCCACAAGUGUAAUUAAUUUUAAUGUCAAUUUCUGUAAAUUUACUGUCAAUAUUACAAUUUUAUUGUAAUAUAUUGUAAGUUACAUUGCAUUUUUUUUAUAAUUUAAAUUAAAUAAAUG